Molecule: messenger RNA, 1325 nt
Organism: Rhodofomes roseus
Lineage: Eukaryota; Fungi; Basidiomycota; Agaricomycetes; Polyporales; Fomitopsidaceae
Product: homoserine O-acetyltransferase
Exons: 12
Coding region: 1-1032 (343 amino acids)
Biological process (GO): biosynthetic process
Molecular function (GO): acyltransferase activity, transferring groups other than amino-acyl groups
Source: RefSeq, a predicted model, not a curated record
AUGUCUCAAGUGAAGUACUACCACCACGGCCGCUUCCGCGUAGCCGGCGGCGUCCUGCCCGACGCAUUCACUGCCUAUCGUACGUACGGCGACCCAAAGAACCCUUGCAUCGUCUUUCCGACUUGCUAUGGUGGACGCCUGGACAAUCGUGGCCUGCUAGGCCAGGAUUACAUGAUUGCCUCGGAGACGGAGCACCAUGCCCUAGAUCCUGCUAAGUACUACAUAGUCACUCUGGCAUUAUUCUCCAAUGGCGAGUCCUCUUCCCCGUCAAACACGGCCCCUCCGUACAACGGCCCCUACUUCCCGGCCAUCUCCUAUGGCGAUAACAUUCGUGCUCAGUAUACCGUCCUCACGAAGGUUCUGGGUGUACAGAAGGUCCACUGCGUCAUUGGGUUCUCCAUGGGUGGCCAGCAGUCAUACCACUGGGCAGCCAUGUACCCGGACUACGUCGAGAAAUUCAUAGCUAUCUGUGGCUCCGCCCGAACGAGCCCUCACAACAAAUGCUUCCUUGAAGGCCCCAAAGCCGCUCUCGUAGCCUCCAAAGACUUCGACAACGGGCACUACAAGGCGCACCCCGAUAUCGGCGUCCGCGCCUUCGGGCGCGCCUACAGCGCGUGGGCCUAUGGGCAGACCUGGUUCCGCCAGCACGGCUACCUCCACGACGGAAAGUACGCCUCGCUCGAGGACUUCCUCCGCGCGGAGUGGGAGGGCGGCUUCCUCGAGUGGGACGCGAACGACCUCCUCACGCUCCUGCACACCUGGCAAGACGGCGACAUCACCGAGUCCGUCGGCGGAGGCGUGGAGCUCGCGGACUGCCUCGCAGGGUUGAAGCCGCGGGGUCUGAUUAUGCCAUGCAAGACGGACUUGUACUUCCCGCCGGAGGACAGCGAGAACGAGGUUGCGCUCAUGAAGAACGGCUCAAGGCUUGUCGUGAUCGACUCGGUAUGGGGUCAUAUGGCUGGAGGAGGCUCGAAUGACAAGGACACCAGGUUCCUCGAUGAGCAGAUAGCGAAGUUCCUCGCAGAAGCGUGAACAACCCAUGCCAUGCCAUGUCGAGGUGCGUGGAGAUAUGGCGGCAUAUGACACCCAUGUGCCACAAUGUACUUGUAUCGAUCCAUGCUUUUCCCUGUGCCAUUGCAAUCAGUAUUCAUCGGCACGCGAUAAGGCGUGAGCACAAGUCGAGCACAAGUUAGACCAAUCCUCCUCGCGUAUGCUACACAUUGAUACACAUGGACCUACUCAUUACACAUCGCCGCCAAUCCAGAAUCGCUAACGCUACAUAGUAUUCGCUUUGUCAUACAACCCAGCAGCCUAGAAAUAAGAGC